This is a messenger RNA of Impatiens glandulifera, 950 nucleotides long. RefSeq names its product ESCRT-related protein CHMP1A-like. Gene Ontology annotation, cellular component: multivesicular body; ESCRT III complex. Lineage: Eukaryota; Viridiplantae; Streptophyta; Magnoliopsida; Ericales; Balsaminaceae. The record is from RefSeq and is a predicted model, not a curated record. Gene Ontology annotation, biological process: protein transport; late endosome to vacuole transport; endosome transport via multivesicular body sorting pathway. The transcript has a single exon. The coding region runs from base 102 to 713 and encodes 203 amino acids.
AUUGAUAGCUUAAACGCGAAGCAAAUUCAGACGGAUUCAAUCUUCUCCUUCAUUACCUUUCAUUGAAUUCAUAGGAAUUUCUCACAAUUUGAGAUUAGACGAUGGGGAACGCAGAGAAAUUGAUGAAUCAGAUCAUGGAGCUAAAGUUCACAUCCAAGAGCCUCCAGCGCCAGGCCAAGAAGUGCGAAAAGGAAGAAAAAUCGGAGAAACUCAAGGUGAAGAAGGCGAUUGAGAAAGGAAACAUGGACGGCGCUCGGAUCUACGCAGAGAACUCCAUCCGUAAGCGCAGCGAGCAGAUGAAUUAUCUUCGCCUAUCGUCUCGCCUCGACGCGGUCGUCUCCAGGCUCGAUACUCAAGCUAAGAUGUCAACAAUCAGUAAAUCCAUGGGAUCAAUCGUUAAAUCUCUCGAAUCGUCUCUCAACACCGGAAAUUUGCAGAAGAUGUCAGAGACUAUGGACCAAUUCGAGCGACAAUUCGUCAAUAUGGAAGUCCAAGCCGAGUUUAUGGAGAGCUCCAUGGCUGGUAGCACUUCGCUUUCCACACCUGAAGGAGAUGUCAACAGUCUGAUGCAGCAGGUCGCCGACGAUUACGGUCUUGAAGUGUCAGUAGGUCUUCCACAACCAGCUGCUCACGCGGUGGCCACCAAGUCUCAGGAGAAGGUCGACGAAGAUGACUUGUCCAGGCGUCUUGCCGAGCUCAAAUCCCGUGGUUGAUUGAUUGUCUGUAUGUCUUCAAUUAUCGAAUUCAUCUUAUGCUUAUUAUCUAUCACCUAUAUAUCCUGUGUCUUUUUUCAGUCUUUGAAACUUGAAUCUUGAAUGUGAGUAAUUUAAUCUAUGUGAAAAAACUAUAAUCAAAUAUGCUUAUUAUGCUUCUUGAAAUAUAUUGUGUAUCUUCUAAUAUUGUUGAAUCUGUAAGGCCUCUACCAUGCUUUGUUUAAUAUUAUUGAAGAA